UCUAUUUCGAUCGACAAGGACCGACAGAGAAGAAUGGAGAUUUCGCAUUUCAGCCACGAGCAUCCGCUGACCCUCUGCACGGCAGAGGAUGCUGGCGAGCCAUGCAACGGAUGCUCGAGACCCAUCUUCGAUCUCGGUUACGUUUGCUACGACUGUGGCUUCCUCCUCCACAAGAAGUGCGCCAAGUUGCCUCGUAAAGCCCACCACCGCCUUCAUCCCAAACACCCUCUCACCCUCCUCUUCAAUUCUUCGGAAACAUUCCAGUGCAACGUCUGCAAGAAAACUGGCUCCGGGUUUGCCUUCCGAUGCUGCGAGUGCCAGUACGUCAUGGACGUGACCUGUUUCUUAAAGCAUCAGCCUUAUCUUGAUCCCUCUCCACUAGAAGGGAAAACAAGGAAGCUACAGCAUUUCAGCCACAAUCACACCCUGACGCUUUGCUACCUCACACAGCAGAGUAAAAUGAACUGUAAAGGAUGUGGACAGCAAAUUUCGGGUCCAGCUUGUUGCUGCAAGGAAUGCGAUCAGCUCACACUCCACAAAUCCUGCGCUCAAUGGCCACAGCAGAAGGAACAUCCUUUCCACCCGUCGCACUCCCUCACACUCUUUACAAAAUCGCCUUAUCCUUCUGGGCGAGUAUUGUGUAAUGCCUGUGGGAAGGUCGUCAGUGGUUUUGUGUACCACUGCGACAAAUGUUCAUUCGACCUCGACUCGGUAUGCGCUUCUCUUACACCUUCGCUGAAACAUGAGAAGCAUAAUCACCCCCUUACUUUCUUUGAAGAAUUGAACAUUCAAGUUCCGUGUAAUUCCUGCUGCAAACCGUGCAGAAACGAUCUUUACCGAUGCGUUACCUGCAACUUUAAUGUGCACUCCACUUGUCUUCCUUUUCCAAGAACCGUUAAGCACAUACACCAUUGCCAUUCUCUUAUACUCAAAGACUCCACUCUCGAGGAGGAUCCGAGUGGGAUUCUCUGCGCAACAUGCAAGAAGAAGAUAAGCCCAACGGCCCGGGCUUAUUACUGUGCAGAAUGCAGCUAUGGAGUUCAUCUUGAAUGUGUGGUCUCCGAGGAGCAGUCGGAUCAAGGGAAACUCCUACAAGACAUUGCAAGGGUUCGAGAAGAGCUAGACGCAAUUGCCGCUCAGCUGAAACGGGACAAAAAAUCAGGAUCAACAAAGAUACAGGCAUGAGCAGGAAAACAGUCCGACAUAACACAGCAGCAACCUGAGGUAAGAAAAAAUAGAAAUACCCCCCAAUAAGGGGAAGUGAGAUCCUAUAAUCUUCGCUCUGUCGAAACCGUCAUGCCUGAAGCCUAGUGCCACUUGCUGGAGUCAGGUUAGAUAUUUAGGACUCAGUACUUGUGUCAUGCAUCUAAAUGUAUUGCUAUAAUGUAAAAAGCCUAUCCACAUGUGCAAA
Eucalyptus grandis is the source of this 1411-nucleotide messenger RNA. RefSeq lists its product as uncharacterized. The coding region runs from base 34 to 1185 and encodes 383 amino acids. The record is from RefSeq and is a predicted model, not a curated record. Lineage: Eukaryota; Viridiplantae; Streptophyta; Magnoliopsida; Myrtales; Myrtaceae. The transcript has 2 exons.